This is a messenger RNA of Schistosoma guineensis, 2232 nucleotides long. The record is from the annotation of a GenBank genome assembly. NCBI's taxonomy places the organism in Eukaryota, Metazoa, Platyhelminthes, Trematoda, Strigeidida, Schistosomatidae.
AUGGAUAUCGAUAACAACAAAUAUUACAUUGAAAGCGAACAGAUUCCUGAAGAUGACAAUGCAUCUUCUAUAGUAUCGGUUAAAAUCGAAGAUUUACCAGACACAUUGAAAGAUGAUGACCUUGAUCCACUUGUCUUGAGAGUCAAGGAGACGAUAAAAGACUCAGAAGCAAAGGAAAGGUUUGAUGGACUCGCUUCUGAUGUUCAUUCUCAAGAUUCUCCUCCAUCUGUUGAUCAGUUUUUCCGUAAUUACUUACAAAACAAUGGAUUUCUUGAGACUCUUAAUGUCUUUCAGGCAGAAUGGUUUGAUAUUUUCUCGAUUUCGAUUUUUAGGUUCAAGUUCUUGCAUAAAGGUUUAUUGAGUAAAGAAGCUGCCCCAGUUCCUGAUAUUUAUAUACAGAACGAUGAGCUGAGAAAUAUGAUAGAAGAUAUAAGAUCAGAAAAUCUGACUUUAAAAAAUUCAGUUUUGAAACUAAGUGAUGAGUUGAAAAAAGUAAAGAAUGAACGAGAUUAUCACAUGAUCAAGCACAGACAAACGUUACAAGAUAAAGAGAAGCUACACUGUGACGUAAAAAGAGUAAAAGAACAUUAUGCUGAAUAUGAGCCAAUUUUAAGAUUAUUAAGACAAAAAUAUGAAACAGCAAUGAAAGAAAAAACGUUACAUAGAAUUGAACGAGACAAAGCUAUGAACCAAGUUGAAGGACUUCGACAUGCUUUAACUUCAUUGCAAAAAUUAGGUAUAACGUCUAAUGAUGCAAACGAUAUUGAAAAUGUUGAUCUGAAUCAUAAAGUAACUGAGAAAAGGUUGGAAAAUACAACAAGUAGACAGAAUAAAAAAGAAACUGAUCAAAAGUGUAAAAAGAAUUAUAUGAGAUCAGAAAAGUUUAAUAUCCAAACUAAACUGGAUCAUAAUUUGAAAAGGAUUGGAUUUUGUGAUUUAUCUAUUGAUCAUAAAGUGAAUCCAUUAUUGGCAAAACUUACAAAUCAUUCAUAUAAAUUUACACGAUUAGAUAAUAGAAAAUUAGAUAUGAGUAUACGCGCUCAUAAUGCAGCUAUUAGCAAAUUAGCUAUUCAUUCAAAUAAAUCAUGGUUAUGUUCAGUUGGUGAUGAUAAAUUAUGGAAAUUGUGGAAAAUUCCAAAAUUAGAAUUAUUAAUGGAAUAUAAACUAAUAACAAAUGAUUGGAUAUCAUCAAUUGAUUUUCAUCCUAAAGAAGAAAUAUUAGCAACAGGAAAUGCUCAAGGUUCUAUUCAAAUAUGGAAAAUUGACCUUAUCGAUGACAAGAUAUCGGAACAGAAUCAUUGUAAACGUAUUGGUAUUUUACGUCAGCAUACUGGAGCUGUUUGGUCUGUGAAUUGGCAUUGGACUGGUACUUAUUUAGCUAGUUGUGGUAUGGAUAAUACAAUACGUCUAUGGAAUGUUGAACACGCUUUGAUGUCAUUUAAAAUGAAUAAAGAUUUAUUAAGCACACGUUCUGCAACAUCAUGUUGUACAAUACUUAGAGGGCAUAGUAAAUCAGUGAAUUCUAUUCAAUUUUUACCUUAUGGAAAUAUUUUAGUUACUGGUUCAUCAGAUAGAACAGUGUGUUUAUGGGAUGGUCGUUCGGGUUUAUGUGAGCAUACAUUUCUUGGUCAUACACAUUCAAUCAAUUGUGCUAUAUUUAAUCAACAAGGUACCAAUGUGAUAUCAUGUGACAGUGGAGGUUUUAUUCGAUUAUGGGAUCUUCGUAAAAUCAAUAAUUUCUCAUUUGAAACAAAUCUGCCUACCUUAAAAAUGAAAAUGCACAAUAAUAAUAAUAAUAAUAAUAAUAAUAAUAAUAAUAAUAAUAAUAAUGUGGAGGUGAAAUGUUUGCCUACUUGUUUUGAUUUGAAUAAAACUCGAAAAUUUGAUCGUUUCAAUCAUCCUCAUCCUCAUAAACAACAUCCUAAUCAUCAUUCAAAUCCUACAUCUAUACAAUAUAAACAAUUAGAACAACGAAAUAAACUUGGAAUUAAUCAAUUAGUUAUUGAUUUGAAUAGUGAAUAUAUUGUUGCUGGUUGUGAUGAUUCUAAAAUUUAUUGUAUAGAAAUAUCAACUGGUCAAAUAUCUACAUUACAAGGACAUGAUGAUUCGGUUCAAUCCAUUGUAUUAGAUUAUGAAUCAGGAUAUUUAUAUUCAGCAUCCAGUGAUCAAAAGAGUUGUAAUGACACAGAUUCACAAUAUAUGUCGCCUGAUGGUGGGAGGAAUGUAGCAUGA